AACCCAUGCCAUCUAUGUCGUCCGCCCGUGUACGGUCUUGCCGCGGCGUGCCACAUCGCCUAAUCGAACGAGAUGCAUGCGGCGUCAAGCUCAGGCUAAAGUAGACUACGCGCACCAGCCUACAGCGGCCAAAAUACCGCACGCUUCAAUUCGCUCACCCUCAAAAUACCCUCCAUUCCGCAAAAUCUCGCACCAUGGAACCAAACAUGUCGCUCAUGUUCACCUCUUAUGGCUCAUGGCUCAUGUCGCAUGUCGCUCAGCUUCACAUCCAGCGAUAGCGUAUAGCGAGCGAACGCUGGCGUCGAGCACAUCGCACAUGCACAGGCAUGCAGGCAGCUUCAUAACGCUUCAUAAACCCCGUGCUGCCGUUCUCACCCCCCAUCCACCAUGCCCCGCAUACCCGACCCCGAAGCCGGCGCCUGCGACUUCGCGUCCGUCUUCGACUCGUCUCCGCCCACCUCGGCGCCGAGCCGCGCCAGCUCGCCCACACCAAGCGACACAUCCACUCUCUCACCGCUCACCGGCGCCGGGAUCGUAGCCCGCGCGGCCUUCCACCUCCUCACAUUCACCGCGGGGCUCUACCUCGCCUCGGGGGUAUUCACGUCCCUCGCCCCCCUGCUGGACGACACCUGGCUGUGGGCACCCGCAGUCUUCACCGGCAGUGCGCUCGCGACGCUCCUCGCGCCCUUCUGGGGCCUGCUGCUCCUGCACCUCUUCUCCGCCCUCUCCGCCCUCUGCGCCCUCCCCUCCUUCCUCCUCUCCUCCUCUUUCCGCCCCUCCGCCUCCGCCUCUCGCUCCCAUUCCUUUUCCGAAGACCCCGACGCCGCCCGCGCCAAAAUGGACGCCCACACCCGCAAAUGCCUCAUCUCCAUCGGCGUCGGCCUCGGCCUCGCCACCCUCCGCGUGCUGGUCGCCCUCGCAACCUUCGCCUCCACGCUCCCAUGCACGCGCGCCACCCUCUCCUGCGCCGCAGACGCCGCCCUCGCCCUCGCCCGCGACAUACAGAACGCAUGGGAACCCCUCGCCCCCGGCGUAGCCGCCACACUCGUGCCCCUCGCCGCGGCGUGGUGGUACACGGCGCACAAGCGGGACGUGGGCGGAUACGUGUUCACGGGGAUGCAAGCGGCGUCGGUCGCGCUCGCCCUCGUGAAUGUCUGGACGGUGCUGGCGCUCGGGCGGGUGGUGGGGGAUGUGCGGGCCGAGUUGGAGACAUGUCGUGGGCACUAGAGAUGGUAUUGGCAGGCAAUGAGAUACAUUCGUUGACGUGGCCGGAGCUGAGCAUGAGCUGGACGAGGUGCCGCCGACUAUGCGCCGCCACCGCGGCGUACGUCCAUGCCCGCGGGCUGGCGAUCGCGCACGGGGCGGCGGAUAUUCCGCCCGGCCAAUGAUUAUGGACGCGUUGGUCUGCCCACCACGGCGUCAGGUGACUGCAAUCUCGGCAAGCACAAUGAGGAUCGGUCAACUCGACUUGCAUGACUUGCCGCGGUCGUGUCCUGGUCGUGUGCUCGGCGUCUUCGUUAACGACGCCUCACAGGUUUAACCGCAUCUCCUUGACGCGGCUGCGAUGGACAUAAGAGGCGAGAGGCUGCUGACGCUCAUCCUGCUCACCCCGCUCCCGCUCACCACUCACCACCUUUACUGUAAACAUCACCCUCACCUCCCAACUCUUAACGAACCUCC
Molecule: messenger RNA, 1680 nt
Organism: Cutaneotrichosporon oleaginosum
Lineage: Eukaryota; Fungi; Basidiomycota; Tremellomycetes; Trichosporonales; Trichosporonaceae
Source: RefSeq, a predicted model, not a curated record